AUGGCGGAGGAGAUCAUCACCCCUGUGUACUGCACUGGGGUGUCCGCUCAAGUGCAGAAGCAGCGGGCCAAGGAGCUGGGAUUGGGCCGCCAUGAGAACGCCAUCAAGUACCUGGGUCAGGAUUAUGAGCAGCUACGGGCUAGAUGUCUGCAAAGCGGGGCUCUCUUCCGAGACGAGGCCUUCCCCCCGGUGCCCCAGAGCCUGGGCUACAAAGAGCUGGGCCCCAACUCCUCCAAGACCUAUGGCAUCAAGUGGAAACGACCCACGGAGAUGAUCUCAAACCCCCAGUUCAUCGUGGAUGGGGCCACCCGCACAGACAUCUGCCAGGGAGCUCUGGGGGACUGUUGGCUACUGGCUGCUAUUGCCUCCCUCACCCUAAACGACACUCUUCUGCACCGAGUGGUCCCACAUGGCCAGAGCUUCCAGGAUGGCUAUGCUGGCAUCUUCCACUUCCAACUAUGGCAGUUUGGGGAAUGGGUGGACGUGGUGGUGGAUGACCUGCUACCCACCAAGGACGGGAAGCUGGUGUUCGUGCACUCUGCCCAGGGCAAUGAAUUCUGGAGCGCCCUGCUGGAGAAGGCCUAUGCCAAGGUGAACGGCAGCUACGAGGCCCUGUCGGGGGGCAGCACCUCAGAGGGCUUUGAGGACUUCACAGGUGGGGUCACCGAGUGGUACGAGCUACGCAAGGCCCCCAGCGACCUCUAUAGCAUCAUUCUCAAAGCGCUGGAGCGAGGCUCCCUGAUGGGAUGUUCCAUUGAUAUCUCCAGUGUUCUGGACAUGGAGGCUGUCACCUUCAAGAAGCUGGUGAAGGGCCAUGCCUACUCUGUGACCGGAGCCAAGCAGGUGAACUACCAAGGCCAAAUGGUGAGCUUGAUCCGGAUGCGGAACCCCUGGGGCGAGGUGGAGUGGACGGGAGCCUGGAGUGAUGGUUCCCAUGAAUGGAACAAUGUGGACCCUUACGAGCGGGAGCAACUCCGGAUCAAGAUGGAGGAUGGAGAGUUUUGGAUGUCAUUCCGAGACUUCAUGCGUGAGUUCACUCGCCUGGAGAUUUGCAACCUGACCCCAGACGCACUCAAGAGCCGUUCUAUCCGAAAGUGGAACACCACGCUCUACGAGGGCACUUGGCGGCGGGGGAGCACUGCCGGGGGCUGUCGCAACUACCCAGCCACCUUCUGGGUGAACCCGCAGUUCAAAGUCCGGUUGGAUAAGGUGGACGACAACGAUGACGACUACGGGGGCCGAGAAUCAGGCUGCAGCUUUGUGCUCGCCCUCAUGCAGAAGCACCGUCGCCGCGAGCGCCGCUUUGGCCGCGACAUGGAGACGAUUGGCUUCGCAGUGUACGAGGUCCCUCGGGAGCUGGUCGGCCAGCCUGCCGUGCACCUGAAGCGGGACUUCUUCCUGGCUAAUGCAUCACGAGCCCGCUCCGAGCAGUUUAUCAACCUGCGGGAGGUCAGCACCCGCUUCCGCCUGCCGCCCGGGGAGUAUGUGGUGGUGCCCUCCACGUUCGAGCCCAACAAGGAGGGUGACUUUGUGCUGCGCUUCUUCUCGGAGAACAAAGCAGGGACAGAGGAACUGGAUGACCAGGUCCAGGCCAAUCUCCCUGAUGAGCAAGUGCUCUCAGAAGAGGAGAUUGAUGAGAACUUCAAGGCGCUCUUCAGGCAGCUGGCUGGGGAGGACUUGGAGAUCAGCGUUAAGGAGCUGCGGACCAUCCUCAACAGGAUCAUUAGCAAACACAAAGACCUGCGCACCAAGGGCUUCAGCCUGGAGUCAUGCCGUAGCAUGGUGAACCUCAUGGACCGUGAUGGCAACGGGAAACUGGGCCUGGUGGAGUUUAACAUCCUCUGGAACCGCAUCCGGAAUUAUCUGACCAUCUUCCGAAAGUUUGACCUGGACAAGUCCGGCAGCAUGAGUGCCUAUGAGAUGCGGAUGGCCAUUGAGUCUGCAGGCUUCAAGCUUAACAAGAAACUGUACGAGCUCAUCAUCACCCGCUACUCCGAGCCUGACCUGGCCGUGGACUUUGACAACUUCGUGUGUUGCCUGGUGCGCCUGGAGACCAUGUUCCGGUUUUUCAAAACUCUGGACACAGAUCUGGAUGGAGUUGUGACCUUUGACCUGUUUAAGUGGUUACAGCUGACCAUGUUUGCAUGA
This is a messenger RNA of Chrysochloris asiatica (Cape golden mole), 2148 nucleotides long. It is a transcript of the gene CAPN1, whose product is annotated as calpain 1, (mu/I) large subunit. The transcript is spliced from 21 exons. NCBI's taxonomy places the organism in Eukaryota, Metazoa, Chordata, Mammalia, Afrosoricida, Chrysochloridae. The coding region runs from base 1 to 2148 and encodes 715 amino acids. Gene Ontology annotation, molecular function: calcium ion binding; calcium-dependent cysteine-type endopeptidase activity. The record is from RefSeq and is a predicted model, not a curated record. Gene Ontology annotation, biological process: proteolysis. Gene Ontology annotation, cellular component: cytoplasm.